GUGAAGAAAUGUCAGAUGUUGACUUGGGGGGUCUUGACCCCUUCACCAUUUAUAGUCGUUCCAGCCCAGACUCUGUCCAAAACAUCAGAUCUCAUCUGAUCGAGCACUCACUGCUACAACAAUGGGGGAAAAUAAGGUGACUAUAAUGAUUCUGAAGGUAGACCUUCAGUGUGAAAAAUGCUACAGGAAGGUCAAAAAAGUUCUCUGUAAAUUCCCUCAAAUACGAGACCAGACGUACGACGAGAAGAACAACGUGGUGAUCAUCAAAGUGGUCUGCUGUAGUCCUGAAAAGAUCAGGGACAAGCUAUGCUGCAAAGGAGGUGGCGCCAUUAAGAGCAUCGAGAUCAAAGAGCCCGAGAAGCUCAAGCCUCGUUCUAGGGAUGACAAAUCCAAACAAACACUAGCUGCAGGUAAAACCAAAGAUGCCAAGGACGUGUCUAAAGAGAAACAAAAGGAAGAUAAGCCCGAAGACGGCGAGAAGCCGAAGGAUGAGUCGAAGCAGAGGCGUGCUCCGGUUACUUCUUGUCCUCCGCGGCCGGUGAACCCGUGUUGUAUGGAUUGUUAUGGAGGGCGUCCUGGUGGUCCCUGCGAAACUCGCCUUCCGCGGCGGCCGGUGAACCCGUGUUGUAUGGAUUGUUACGAAGGGCGUCCUGGUGGUCCCUGCGAAACUGGGUAUGGUUACGGUAGGCCUGCCCCUUACAUACAGUACGAUGGCUACUAUGGAAGGCCGGUCUAUGAUAGUUACGGCGCUGGGAGGAGCUAUACUACUAGUUACUGCGUGACCCGCCCCGAUUGUUUCAGUGAAGAAAAUCCCCAAGCGUGCGCCAUCAUGUAAAACCAUAUAUACGUACCUACCUACUGUGGCUUUUGCUGCCUCUGUGGGAAAUUUUCCACCAGCUCGGUGGUCCUUCAUUUUUAAAGUUGUACGACGUUGAAGUAAAGAAUAAAGUAUGGUUGGUGAUGGUGUGGACAAGUCGCGAUCAGAUUAUCCA
Messenger RNA from Rosa rugosa (rugosa rose), 992 nucleotides. RefSeq names its product protein PYRICULARIA ORYZAE RESISTANCE 21-like. NCBI's taxonomy places the organism in Eukaryota, Viridiplantae, Streptophyta, Magnoliopsida, Rosales, Rosaceae. The transcript is spliced from 3 exons. The record is from RefSeq and is a predicted model, not a curated record. Gene Ontology annotation, molecular function: metal ion binding. The coding region runs from base 122 to 835 and encodes 237 amino acids.